UCAUGCUGCUGCCAGGUAAACCAUCAGUCUGUCUCCUCAUGGGUCCCUGUUACGCCUCCCAUUGCUGCUGUCUCCAUCGCCACACUCUGCCAUGUGCCACUUUCAGGUCUCCUCACACUGCUGGUGGGUUCCAUUUUGUCAUAGGGUGCUGGCAGAUUACGGGCCUCCCAUUGCUGCUGCCAGGCCCGUAAUCUGCCAUGGGCCCCCUGUACCGCCUCCUCAUGCGAAUGCUGCCAGGUCCAGAGUGUCCUCAUGGGUCCCUGUACGGCCUCCCAUUGCUGCUGUCUCCAUCGCCACACUCUGCCAUGUGCCACUUUCAGGUCUCCUCACACUGCUGGUGUGUUCCAUUUUGUCAUAGGGUGCCUGUAUGGCCUCCCAUUGCUGCUGCCUCCACCGCCACACUGUGGCUCCACACUCUGGUUUUAGCCCCGUGACUGCCCAAAUGAGUGAAGUGUGCGGUGAUUCUAAGAUCGACGGCACUCAUCUGCAUGUCAUACUGACUGACAGUAUUAUUUCUCUUCCCCAGCAGACUCCAAGGGCAUUUAAAUUAAGGUACAGUGUUCUGCACUAUUAUAA
Molecule: messenger RNA, 576 nt
Organism: Staurois parvus
Lineage: Eukaryota; Metazoa; Chordata; Amphibia; Anura; Ranidae
Source: the annotation of a GenBank genome assembly